GGCCACAGACUGCGGUGAAGCUGCAGGUUUAUGUGAGCGAGGCAGACGUCUAUCUGACUCGGUUCAUCCUCAGAUAUGUCAAUUCUGAGGGAGUCACCUCCAGCGGUAAAAUAACAGCCUAUCAGGCCAACCGCAGAGGUUCAGAACAGUCCAAACAAAUCGUCUUUGCGCCGAGUGUGCAGCCGACGUUCGUCAACGUUCCCCAGAACAGCUUUGUGGAGCCGUUCGUGCUGAACCCAGGAAGCUGGACCGUCGUCAUCGAAGCCGAGGGAAUCUUACUGGACUUCCUGGUGUUGCUGCCUAGUGCCUACUAUGAAGCUCCCAUCCUGCAGAUCAGAGUCACUGAGCCCUGCACUUACAGCUCUGAAAACAGCCAGAACUGCCUGCUGUACAAGUUCCUGUCUCUGGACUCUUUCCCGUCCAUCUCCGGAAACGACGCCAGCUGUCGCCAUGACAACCACCUGCCGCGGCCGUGCCCCACCGAGAGGGUCACGCCGCGUCACCCCGACAUGGCCGUCUGCAGCGGGCUGGACAUCAGCAUCGAGCUGCGGGGUCGUCUGGCCUCUCCUGGAGACUACGCGCUGGUGGUCGAAUACUCUAGCGAAGAAGAGCUGCCGCAAACGCUGAGCGUUGCCGUCAACUCGCCUGGAGCGCCAACGCAGCGCCACCUGGUGACGCUGCUGCACUGCAAGUUCAGCUUCCUGUGUCGAGUCGUGGCGGUCGACGACCAGAACCGGGUGGCGGUUUUCUCUCUGGCCACCGACGCCGACGUCCAGCUGUCGUCGGAGCGCGCCUCCUUCUUUCUGCACAAAGUCUACCUGGUGCCCAAAGACGUUUUCACCAUGGAGUUUGUCGAGCCUGGACUCCACUGCAUCGGGACGCACGGACAGUUCUCCCCCGACAGCUCGUCCUGCAUCCCGUCCCGCUUCCAGACGCCGUCGGACUCUGUGGUCCUGAAGGAGGGCCAGAGCUCGUCCACGGAGGACGCUCCGGUCCAGGCGUCCGCCGCCCCGCCGCUGUCCCCCAGCCAGAGGGACGAGCCGGUCUGGAUGGGAGACGUCCGGCCGCCGUUCGGAGCCGACAACAGCGUCCACAUGCGUCUGGACUCGCUGCAGAAUGCAGCGGUGUACUCGACUCGCCUCCAGGCUCUCGGCCGUUACGUCUUCAUCCUCCAUUUUCACCAACCUCUUCAUCCCACAUAUCCCGUCCAGGUUUACAUCAAUGGAGGCGUCAUCUGGCAGGGAUUACGUUCUCUCGUGGUUCCUGAGCGGAGCUACAGCUCCAGCUACCUGAACGAAGAACCUCUGGACAAAUCGUACGACUUCAUCAGCAACUGUGGACAGAACAGCUUCUCUGUGAGUCCCGCAGCCGCCUCGCCGUUCUGCCUCAGCUCGGCGGUGUCGCUGUCGGCGUUCUUCAACAACGGCGCGAUUCCCUGCGCGUGUCACGAGGCCGGAGCCGAGAGCGACGCCUGCGAGCCGUUCGGCGGUCAGUGCCGGUGCCGGCCCAACGUGAUUGGACGGGACUGCUCCAUGUGCGCCACGGGCUUCUGGGGGUUUCCCAACUGCAGGCCCUGUAACUGCGGCCCGCGGCUGUGUGAGCCGUGCGAGCCGCAGACCUUUGGCUGCCACCCGGUGGUGGGGUGUGAGAUCUGCAACUGCUCUCGGCCCGGCAUCGUCUCUCUGGACGUCAGCUGUGACACGGACAGCGGACAGUGCAGAUGCAGGAACAACAUCGUUGGCCGCCAGUGUGACCGCUGCGCGCCCGGUUUCUAUGGUUACCCCAACUGCAGGCCAUGCGACUGCAACGAGGCGGGAACCGAGGAGGAAGUGUGCGACUCCUUCACAGGGCGAUGCCUCUGCAAGAUCAUGGACAUGAAUGGCUGGGUGCUCCUCGGGGCAGACAGGCAGGAAGUACCCGUGACGGUGUAUCCUGACCAGGAUCUCAUGGAGGCUGACCUCAGAGACGUGCCUGAUGUCUACCAGGACCUCCACUGGCACGCACCGAAGGCGUACCUGGGAGACAAGGUUUCGUCUUACGGCGGUUCCCUGCGGUAUCGAAUUCACACCCAGACCAUGAGAGGAGACGCUCUGCCUCUGCCGGCUGAAGCCUCCCGACCCGACAUCAUUCUCAAGGGAAGUUUCCGUCACGCUCGGACUGGCAACCCAGUCUCCCGGGAGGAGUUGAUGAUGGUUUUGGUCAACCUGGAGUCUCUCCAAAUCCGAGCCCUUCACUCUCAGUCGGCCCACUCCGUGUCGCUCCGCGGUGCCGUGUUGGAGGGCGCGGCGGACCUGACCUCAGGUCGCCAUGCAAACAAUGUGGAAAUCUGCAUGUGUCCGGCCAAUUACCGGGGAGACUCUUGUCAGAAAUGUGCUCCAGGUUACUACAGAGACACUAUUGGACUCUUCCUGGGAAAAUGCGUUCCCUGUAACUGUAAUGGACAUUCGGACCAGUGUUUGGAUGGAUCUGGAGUCUGUCUGAGUUGCCAGCACAAUACAGUCGGAGACCACUGUGAGAGCUGCAGGGGAGGCUUCCUCAGCAACAACAGCCUGGACGGACAGGCCGUGUCCUGCUCCAGUUGUCCCUGUCCGCUCAGGGCUCCGUCCAACAACUUUGCAGAGGGCUGCGUGCAGCGGAGUGACAGGAUGCAGUGUCUGUGUAUGCACGGCUAUGCUGGACCGAACUGCGAGAGGUGCGCCCCCGGUUUUCUACGGCAACCCAUGGUUCUGGGCAGCAGGUGUCAGCCAUGCCACUGCAACGGUAACACGGACCCCAACAUGCUGUUUACCGACUGUCACCCCCUGACUGGAGAAUGCCUGAGCUGCAUGCACAACACGGCAGGACCCCACUGCGACCUCUGCGCCCCUGGCUACCACGGAGACGCGAUACACGCCAAAAACUGCACCAUCUUGGCCAAGAGGCAGCAACAAAUACAGCACAAAAAGAAAAUGACUCCUUUUGUGAUGCAGGAUGCAACUGUUCUCCAUGUGGAACCGAAUCCUGCAACCCACAGACGGGUCAGUGUCGCUGUAAGCCCGGGGUCACCGGACCGCUCUGUGACCGCUGCCCAGGACGGGUCGUUCGGCUUCAACUCGUGCUCCGGCUGUCGUCAGUGUGAGUGCGAGGCCUCGGCGGCGCUCGUCCAGCCGUGUAAUCCUCAGAGCGGUCAGUGCGCCUGCCAGCCUGGGGUCAACGGACCGAACUGCAGGCAGUGCGCUCCACUGGGACUACGGACCGGACGGCUGCAAGAGUGGUGGUGCGACUGUAAUGGAGGUCGCUGUGACCCCCGGACCGGUGAGUGCCACUGUCCAGACGGGAUGACGGGAAGACAGUGUGACGCCUGCUUGGAAAGGUACAGCGUCCCUGUGGAGGACCGGCACGGCAUGCACUGCGAAGUGUGUGACAGCUGCGUCAUCGUGCUGCUGGAAGAUCUGGAGAGAUUGGACGGCGACUUCAGCUCCGUGUCGCAGCAGCUGAGGAACCUCAACGCCAGCUCGAUGGCCUGGGGUCAGCUGGUCAGCCUCAACACGUCCAUGCAGGACGUCGCUCGCGCCAUUGAGAGCUACAACAACACGCUGGACGAAAGCAGGAUUCGGGCCGACAUGCUGGACAUGGACAUCGCGACCAUCACAGCUGACAUUGACGACUUGCACAGAAAGUCAGGUGUAAUGACAGGCCGGGUCGGUCUGCUAGAUGACAGCACCUCCCAAACCCACAACAGGGCAGAAGAUCUGCUGAGAUUCAUCAACAACAUCAGCCUGGACAUAAACGCGACGCUGCACAUGGCGAACCAGUCCCAAAACGAAACGGAGGACGAUCAGGAUGUGGAGGGGCAGGAGGCGAAGAUCAGGGAGGUUCAGGCCAUUCUGAGGGAAAUGAGGUUCAGGAGCUGUGUGGGUCAGAAGAAACUGGCAGACAAGGAGAAAAACGAAACAGAGAAAUUAUUGGAUCGUGUCAUCAAGGAGCUGGAAAACCGUCAGCAGGAAAAUGUUAACUUGACGAAGGCCAUCAGGGACCGUUUGCAGCGCUUCACCUCUGAAAUGAUAAACCUGCGAGACGCUCUGAACGAAGCUGUGAACAACACUGCCAGAGCUGCGGAGCUCAACAGCAUCAACGAGAAAACUCUGGAGGAAAACAACAGGAAGAUCGAAGACUUGUUAAUGAAGCAGAAGGAAGUGAACGACACGCUAGAAAUGGCUGUCGCUGAUGUCACACAAGUCAACACUGUGGUUCAAAUGCUGCAGGAGUCAAAAGAGGAAUAUGAACAUCUGGCAGCACAGCUCGAUGGCGCCUGGUCACCUUUGGCAAAGAAGGUGCAAACAUUUGCUGCAACCAACGACUUAAUCCCCUUAGUGGAGAAGGCAGAGAAACACGCUGAGCUGCUCAAUGCCUUAGCCAUGAACUUGACCAGUUUGAUCGCUGAGACCAAGAAGGAUCCGUCUGUGGAUUUAACAAAAGCCUACAACAAUGUUGUCAAUAACAUCACUGCAGCAGAACAUGCUGCGAAAAUGGCUGAGAAGGCUGCAAAUGACACAUUAGAGAAUAUAAAGAACCAGGACCUUGGAAAGUCUGCAAGCGCUCUGAAGAACCACAGCAUAGAACUACAUGGAGAAGUCCAACAGAUGAACGAUGAACUCAACAACACCCUGAAGGGAGAGCUGGAAGAAGCUCAGAAACGGCUGAACUUAGCCAAGGCCAAACAUGAUCAAGCCAUGAAGGAUUUGGCAGAAAUUCAGAAAAGCCUCAAUUCCACCUCAAAUGCGACUCAGGAGAUCAAUGAAGCAAAAACUGUGGCAGGUAAAGCAAACAUCACAGCCACUGACGUCAACAACAUGUUGCUCCCCAUUAAAAAGCAACUGGACCAGUGGCAACAAGCUUACGGUGACACUAACACCACGAGCGAUGACAUCAACAAGGCCCUGAUCAACGCCAGCGAAACGGUUCAAAAGCUGGAAGAAAACAUCCCGACGUUGCUGAAGAAACUUGACGAUCUGCAGAAUUAUUCCGUCCAAAUGCCAAACAUCUCUGAGAACAUCAACCGGAUCAGGCAGCUCAUUCAGGAGGCGCGCAGCACCGUCAACAAGGUGAGCGUGUCCAUGAAGUUCAACGGGAAGUCAGCCGUUCAGGUGCGUACUCCUUCUGACCUGGCGGACCUGGCUGCAUACACCUCCAUGAAGCUGUUCAUCAGCCCAAAGCCACUAACGAAGAGAAAACGUUCCACCUCUGAUUCGAAACCACAGUUUGUCUUCUUCCUCGGCAACAAUAAUUCUGAUAAGGAGUUUUUAGGCCUGGUGUUGGAGGGGAAGAUACUGAGCUGGUAUUUCAAUGUUGGAGAAGAAACUAUAAAGGUGACGUCGUCUCACGAUGCCCGAACUGAUGGAACAUUUAAUGGAGUUUUGUUGGAUAGGAUGCUCCAGUACGGUCAAAUGUCCAUGUCUUAUUUCUUGAAUGAUGACGAAAAGAUCUUCAAGGCAGAAGGGGAGGGCAAAGGUGACAUGGGCCUGCUCAACCUCCAAGCCAACAACACAGUCUUCUAUGUUGGCGGACCCCCAGAUUCUUUCCAGCUUCCCGACCCGUUUAACAAUUCAACUGGAUUUGAGGGCUGCAUUCAACUGGAGUCGCUGAACCAGAAAGUAGUCAGUCUGUAUAACUUUGAAAAAGCCUUCAACCUCAACACUAAAACAGAGAAACCGUGCAGCAGGUCUUCGGUGGAUGACGGGGAAUAUUUCGAUGGAACCGGCUUUGCUGAGAUCAACUUUACUUCCAGUUAUUUACGUCCAGUGAUGGCAAUUGACCAGGACAUCAAACUCCUGUCACACAAAGGAAUACUAGUCUUUCUCAAAAAGGAGGAGAAGUUUUUGUGCCUGGCCGUUCUUCAGGGACAGCUCCGCCUUUAUUAUGAUUUCAACGGUACUUUGAUCGAUCAUCCGCCUGACACCAACGAUUUCAAUCUGCUGAAGAUUAGUGAUGGAGAGUUGAGGCUUUUUAAGCAGCUGUUUUCAGCGCGUAACUCUGUGAAGGCCUGCAUCAAGAACCUGAAGAACACCGGAAAUCAUGUCAACAUGAAGACAGUAAAAGCCUCUGGAGUCAGUUCUGGCUGUAACAGCAACCUGCUGGACGGAAUCUGCCAAGUCUCUUUGCAGAAGGGCAACGUUGUGUUGAGGGUGAACAACUCAGAGGUUAAGACUCAGAAGACGUACAACGACAACAACAGCCACAACGUUGCGUUCUACAUUAGCCGCAGUGGGUUUUAUCUUUUAAUGGACGAUGUAGUGGAGAGGAAUGCCGUUAAGAUGAACACGAAGCCGCCCGCUUACACGGGUCCUGAGGACGUCACCUUCCUGGGAGGAUUACCUCAGCAAACCGCCGACAACCUCACAGGAUGCAUCAGCAAUGUCAUCAUAAAGAGGGGAACCAAAAGAAGCCGUCGAGAUCUCGCAGCCGCAGUACCAGGGAGUCCUGCCAGGGGGAGCUGUCGCACCAGAGCGACGCACUUCAGCGGCUCCGCCCACAGCUACCAGAAAUUUGAUCCAGUGGUCAGAUCCAUUUCUCAUCUGUCGCUGGAGGUGAAGAUCAACUCCUCUGACGGCUGCGUUCUGUACGCAGCCGGCAGGCAGCAUGGCGGAGCGGCCAUGUUGCUCAGCGUCCUCAAAGGUCACCUGAUCCUCUCAGUGGAGUCAGCCAGGAAUAAUGUCAAAGUGCGGAGUUUGAACAAAUACGACGACGAGCGGUGGCACCCGGUUUUCAUUAAGCAUGAAGGGAAUAAAAUCAGUCUGACGGUGGAUGGAAUCAGCAGCCGAGCUAAGAAGAUAGCCGGAGCCGGAAAGAUCCGGAUCAGUGGACCGUUAUUCAUCGGAGGAGUCCCGGCUUCAGUCAAGCCGAAACGUUUUGACGGUUUCAUCGGAUGCGUCAAGGACCUGAAGCUGAACGCAUUUCCUGCAGGAAGCCCAUCGUUCAGCCAGGGGGCGGUUCCGUGCUUCCAGAACCCUCUACAACCUGGAGUCUACUUCUCCAAACAGGGCGGACACCUGAAGAUCGAUGACUCUCUGGUUCUGGGUCGGGACCUAGACAUCCAGCUGGAAGUUCGACCCGCUUCAGACUCUGGGCUGCUGUUGUACGCCGGAACUUCAUCUGACCAAUACCUGAGCUUGUUCCUAAGCCAGGGAGAGGUGACUGUUUUGGUAAUCAGUGGCAAAGGUGAAUUCUCUACCUCGCUAAUGCCUGAAGAGCCUCUGUGUAACAGACGCUGGCACACAAUCAAAGUGGAGAAGAGGAACAACGUUCUGAAGUUGGUUGUGGAUGUCACCGCCAAGCAGAGCGCAGGCCCAAACAGAACCGUUCUGCAGGGACCAAAGCUACCGUGUACCUUGGAGGAGCACCGAGUGAGUGGCGUCACAACGGCCAGCCAUCCUACCGGGUUUCCCGUUUUCCACGGCUGUUUCCGCCAUGUUGGCAUCAACCGUCGCCCCGUGCCGUUGUCUGAGCCGCUGUCUGUUCACGGCGCCGUCGGAACCCGAGGCUGCCCUCACAUGUAG
Poeciliopsis prolifica (blackstripe livebearer) is the source of this 7535-nucleotide messenger RNA. Its product is annotated as laminin subunit alpha-5-like. The transcript is spliced from 54 exons. Gene Ontology annotation, biological process: regulation of embryonic development; cell adhesion; regulation of cell migration. The record is from RefSeq and is a predicted model, not a curated record. NCBI's taxonomy places the organism in Eukaryota, Metazoa, Chordata, Actinopteri, Cyprinodontiformes, Poeciliidae. Gene Ontology annotation, molecular function: signaling receptor binding. The annotation marks the transcript as partial.